AUGCCGCCGCCAAAGGCUGCCGGGGCAACGGCCAAGAAGCAGCGCUUGACCCUCUCCCAGCUGGCUGCCUACGACGACAUUCUGACGGAUGCGCUCGUCGACCAUGCUUUUUAUUGGGCCACUGUUCCCAAGAAUCGCUCGUCUUACCAUCCAUCACGGGGGAUCCGAGAAGGUGAGGUGGCCAAAAUCAUCCAGGAAGAUGUCGUCGUAAACAAGGACCUUGAGGCCGCCGAAAAGCGGCUGUUGACGUCCGUGGACGGCCUCAAGAGGUAUGUCAAUGGCCUGAAGCUGGACAAGGAAAAGGCCGAUUUUGUACAACAUCUGCGACGAUAUCUUCGCAUUUACAUGCCUGACUGCCCUUGGGAAGUCAGCACCACCAACCGAUACACCAUUGUGACGCACGAAGCGUGUGUCAUUGCCAGGCGAUACAUUAAGCGCAAUGAGACAAUCAAGUACCUUUCCGGCAUACAAAUCAACAUCACCCCCGAGGAGGAAACAGAAAUCACGGUCCGCAAAAAGGACUUUAGCAUUGUGGUCAGCUCCAGGAAGAAGUGCACCAGCUUGUUCAUGGGACCGGCGCGAUUCGCCAACCACGAUUGCCGCGCAAACGCCAAGCUCAUGACUACCAGUCAGUCCACCAUUGAGAUUGUGGCCUCUCGACCCAUUGAAGUCGGCGAGGAGAUUACAGUCACCUACAGCGAUUGCUAUUUUGGGGAAGACAACUGCGAGUGUUUGUGUCGAACGUGCGAAAAGGAGCUGAGGAAUGGAUGGGCAACCGAAGGCGAAGCGGUCAACGUAAAAAUCAGCGUCGAAAACGAUGAACGGAAAGAGACAUACUCUCUGCGCAGACGGCGGAGAGAUGACAGCAUUGGCGGCUCCUCGCGCACUUCCUCGGUGACUCCCGACAUGCGGCCACGCAUUUACAAGACGAAGCCAAAGGUGAAGAAACAGGAUGCUCAGGAAACAUCUUCGAUUCCGACACCCGCGCCAGAAGCAACCCCGCGAGGUCGAAAACGAGCCAUGGACGCAAUGGCAACUCCACCAAUCACACCAGCCAAGAAGCUCAAGCUCUUCGCGGCUUCGAGCGUUGAUGACUCGUCGAGCACCAGGAGCGUAACCCCCAGCCAUGCAGAUGCCCCGGAGACGGAUACCGCGUCGCCCGAAAAGGAGAGCCCGCAGCCAGAGGCACAGACGCCGCCAAGAUUCUCAGCAGAGCGUUUAGACACAUCAAAGAAUGAGCAGCGGCACGGUUAUAAAGACGUCACCAGCAUCACGGUGGAGCCUGUUUCUCCUCGGAGCAUGGGAAGCCGUGCAUCUCCCGACAUGGUGCCUGUAGAGGCUCCUGUUCAGCCGAUCCCAAAGCCGCGGCAGCUGAUAACCAUGUCUAUUUCUUCCAUUCUCAAUGAUCCAUCAUCCACCGAUGAUUCCGCCGAAGCAUACUACCCUUUUGUGGCGAAUGUGCGAGUGGCUAGACAGCCCGUGGUUGAGUCAAAGUUUGAACUCAUAUCUGAACCAGAAGAUGAGCAGCCGGAACGAGAGCAGCCAGAAAUAAAAAUCGAGGCGGAAAUUCACCCGAAACGCCGCAAACGACAGGCUGCAAUUCCCAAACAAUCGACACCACCUCCCGCUCGAGUACGCAAGCCGGGCGACUAUGUGCUCACGCCGUUGCUCCUCUCGGAGCCCGACAUGGCAUGGAUUCAGUGCACAAACUGCAGCGACUACUUUGUUCAGCAGAAUGCUUACUUUACUCGGUCUUGUUGCCCUAGGUGCGAGCGGCACUCGAAGUUAUACGGCUAUGCAUGGCCCAAGACGGAUAAGACGGGGCCUUCAGACAAAGAAGAGCGAAUCCUCGAUCACAGGAUGAUCCAUCGAUUCCUGGAUUCCAACGACGAGCGGAGGGCAAGAGGUCGAAAACCUUUGAGCGAGAGCAGAGAUGAUACACAGGAGGCGGAUGACGAUCGGGGCAGGGCGACCAAGAGAGGGCCUAAUAGAGCAGGUAACACCAAUCGGAAAGACGAAGAUUCGGGAGUUCGAAGGAGUGGCCGCGCGAGGCGCGUGAGCAGCAGGCUCACCGAGGAAUGA
Messenger RNA from Trichoderma harzianum CBS 226.95, 2082 nucleotides. RefSeq lists its product as hypothetical. The transcript is spliced from 4 exons. Lineage: Eukaryota; Fungi; Ascomycota; Sordariomycetes; Hypocreales; Hypocreaceae. Gene Ontology annotation, cellular component: nucleus. The record is from RefSeq and is a predicted model, not a curated record. The coding region runs from base 1 to 2082 and encodes 693 amino acids. Gene Ontology annotation, molecular function: protein binding; histone H4K20 methyltransferase activity.